This is a messenger RNA of Marchantia polymorpha subsp. ruderalis, 5189 nucleotides long. The record is from the annotation of a GenBank genome assembly. Lineage: Eukaryota; Viridiplantae; Streptophyta; Marchantiopsida; Marchantiales; Marchantiaceae.
CGUCACGGCGCAGAUCUCCCCUCCUUGCGACUUACCGGCGGUUUCUCGGGGAGCUACGGCAGUGAUCGUUCGAGGAGACGGGCCUGCGGCGUGGGCACAUUUCGAAAGUUCAGUUCGGCCGAGCCGUGACGCCUGCCAGCUCCUUGAGGCGAGCGGGACAGAACGCUGGAGAAAUUGCAGACGAGGAGCGACGAGAAGAGGGUAGUGAAGCGGAGGGCUCUCCAGAAUUUGGCGACUUCAAUUUGGUGGCUUGUGGUGGCGGACAUUUGUCCGGUUUCGGGUAGUAAUGAGUCGGGUACGUCAGUAUGGUCGUUGAGGAAUCGUACGCCGUCUCAUGCAGAUUCAUGCUGCUCUGCUGGGCUGGGUGGUCAGGUCGCCACAACAUCAGAACAACGCAGCGAUGUACGGACGAUGGAUUCCGAUGUUCUGCGGGUGAGAGCGAUGGAGGAAUUAUUCUGUAGGAGUGGAGCUUCGCCCUAGGAAGGCGAGAUCAGCAGAGUUUGUAGGAGGUCAUUCAGCACAACAUGUCUCUUUACGAAGCUCGGCAUUGAAUCCAGGCAGCUCUGGUUGUCAUGCUGCGAUGGGAUGAGUGACGUGAGACGUAAAUGGGCUCGCCUAGUCGAUGAUGAGUUAGUUUUUACUCCGCUCCGAAUAGUUAUGGGGUUGCAGUCGCAAGGAUGAGUGGAGGCGCUGGAGCUCUUUCUCAUUUUGGUUUUUCUCCGAGGAGUGGCUUGCGAUUGCAGAGUAAAGGGCUCGGUUCGAUCGGAGGUGACAUUGACAGAUGGGUGUGUCGAACGAGUGGCAUUUUCAGCGGAAGAAUAUUGGAUUCGAGGGAACUCUAGACAAUGACAGAAACGACGACAUGAACGUUCUUGCAUUCGUGCCGGUACUAGAGAACCCGUAUGUGAAUCUGCAAGGAGUCCUGGUAAUUGAUGGACGUUAGGAUAGCGAAGGAGCUAUUGACGAUAAGGCAGCAUGUAUCGAAGCUUGUUACAAUGUUUCAAAAAGCUUGAUAUAUCAUGGAUACCAAUGGUACUAGAUAUGGGAGUUGGAGGCCACCAGAGGCCUCUCCGAUAUCAUCGACAUCAGUGGAGCUAGCUGGAAGUGAGGUGAUGGCUCCGAUAACUGAUUCUGGCCUGUCAUAUCCUGUAUCGAUGGGAUGCAAAAGUGCAUUCCUGGAAUGCGUGGAUAUGCAGCAGGUCAUGGAAGAGCUCGCAGGUGUUGAACGGGUUUGCAAUUCCAUGAUUGCAAGGUUACCAAGUUCUACAAAUCCACCAAAUGAGUGUUUAUCAGAUAACUCCCAAGCUGGUGUUCAAGAGAAUAAUCAGACCAACUUUCAGUCCGAGGCCGCCAACUUUCCCUCCACUGGUGUUUCUCAGGCCCGAGUGUUUGUGGAUCUCUCGUCGGAUGAUGAGUCUCGUGAAGAUGGUGAAGUGGUUCAGGACUGUACUGUUACGGCUCCUGUUAACGUUUUGCCACCCUUUCAGCAUGGUCCUUUUCCAAACGCAGAAAAUUAUCAGUUCAAACGCAAGGGAUUAGGCGUGAACAACGGUCAAGAAGAUGUUGAUUAUGAAGCACACGUGUUUCAGGUGCCUCGAGAUUUGCUGCAGAUUAACGACAACGAGGUUGAUGAAGCCACCUGGAAUGAAAGGGCUGAACUUUUAGCCGGAGGUUACAAGGCAGAGUUCAGCGCUGGUAUUCAAGAGACAAGAUUAAAGAAGAAGCAGAAGGCAGCCAGGAAGGAAAAAGUGACUUUUAUGCAGGAUCAAAUUAUAUCUAUCGACUCAGAUAACGAGGACACUGAUAAGAUUGGCAUACCGUCAAUACCAACUUUUAUUGAGAGCGAUGCCGCUUUGAACUGGAAGAACUUGAGUGGAAAGGAUUUUACCGACAUUAUAGGGGGGUCAGUGGUAAAAAAGCUAAAGGAAAAAACGCCCAAAAUCUCAGCAGAAGAAAGAGCAGAGAAACGAAAGGAGAAGGAGAAGGAGAAGGCACUAGUACAAGAACGAAGAGAAGACAGGUGGAAGAGAAAGCUAUUAGCAGAGAAAGCAAGGUUGUCCAAGAAGGAGAAGGAGGACCAGGAUUCUGAGGAGGAUUAUGAAUUGCGGGGACGAAAUGAUCAUACUGAGAAGUCGUCGAAGAAGGUGGUCGAACCUGAGGAAGAGGUCCGUCAGAUAACUAGCAGGUUGAAUGGAGAGAAAGUGGUUUACGAACCAUAUGUGUGGAGGAACAAUACGGAUGACAUAGACGAGGAAGAUUCAGGGCUUGAUGAUGUAUGGCAGGAUAUGGCCACCGUUGUAGCCGUCUCUUCAACUCUGAAUGUUGAUCCUUUACCUGUACAAAACACAAUAGAUUCUGUAUCGAAGGGGAAUGGAAUAGAAGAUUAUGCAGGCGAAGUGCGCAAGGUUUGUGAGGAUGGUGAGCAUGUACAUAUCGACUUUGACGAGGACAUGGGUUACUAUUGCGACCAUUGUGGAGCUAUGGAUUUAGAUCUACCUCAGGAAAAGACGAAGUCUGCAGAGGAUGAAAAUUCUGGUGUACAGAAGAAGCCAUGUGACCACAAGUUUCAUGGUUACAAGGACGAGGUUGGUCAAUAUUGCCUGCUUUGUGGGCUAGUUCGACGUGAUAUUCAAAAGACCUUCAUUGCCGAGGCCUUCAAACAGAAGACACCUGCCAAGCCGAAGAUCUCAGAGCCUAAGGAGCAUGAGGUAAUGGGUGCAACUUCACGAGUCAAUCUUAGAGUACGAGAUGUGAAUUCGAAUGAAGAGCCAGGUAUCGUUGAAGGAGAAAUUGAUUUGCACCUGCAUCCUCUCUACGAUGAAAAGUUGCACCCUCAUCAAAGAGACGGAUUCACCUUCCUUACGAAGAAUCUACUUGGUGACAAACACGGUGCAUCAGUGGGAUGUAUAUUAGCCCAUGCUCCAGGUACAGGGAAGACAUUCUUGAUGGUCAGUUUCAUUCAGAGCUUUUUAGCGAGAUUCCCUGAAGGGAGACCUAUCAUCCUUGCCCCAAAGAUCAUGCUGAAAACAUGGAAAGAUGAGUUUGAGAAGUUUAAGGUCGAGGACAUACCCACCUUCGAUCUUAAUGGAUGUAACCCUGUUGGGGUGAAUGACGAUGAAGAGGAGGGUGAAGGCGACUCCUGCUUGCCUGCGCACGUAAAGUUGAAUUUGAAGGAGAACCGAGCGAAAGUGCUACAUGAAUGGCAAGGAAGUCGAGGUGUAUUGUUGAUGAGCUAUACAUUGUUCGCAAUUCUUACUGAGAAAGGUCUGAGCGAGAAGGUUUUGUUAGAGUCUUUGGAUCAUCGAAUCUCCAAGGUUCUAUUAGAUGCUCCAGAUCUGGUUGUGUUGGAUGAAGGUCAUCUUGCGAGAACAAAGAAAACUAAGAUCUUGAGAUGUCUCAUGCGAAUGCGAACCAAACGAAGAGUACUCUUGUCAGGUACGUUGUUCCAGAAUAAUUUCAAGGAGCUUUACACUCUCUUGAAAUUGUGCCGAGAAGAUUUUAUGACGUCACGUCCAGAUUAUGCGAGAAGACUAGACGAACUUUGCGGUGCCUCCGUGGUAAAAAAUGGAGGAACGAACCCAACUUCUUCUCUGAGACAAAAGACAAACUCGCGUCGUCAGCACGAAGAAAACAUCUUUACACACGACUUCGGAGACAUACUGGAAAAUUAUGUGAGACACGGGGUUUCAUCCGAAGAGGAGACGGAAAGAAUAAACAGCGUUGUUCAAAAUCUCCGCGCCUUGACUGCCUCUUUUGUCCACUGGUAUCCGGGUAAAAUAUUAGAGACCCUUCCCGGCUUGGUCGAAUUCUCAGUGCACCUCAAUCUGACUGAACUGCAAGAGAAAGUUAUCUCAGAAUUGCCCACAAGAGGAAGGUAUCACAUGUCGAGAUACUGCAAGGUGUUGGCAGCUUGUAUACACCCAUCUUUAGUUAAGUACGAGGAGAAUAUCGAGCGUCUUGAUCCGGAGCGUCUGUUGGGUUCAGUAACUUCAGAAAACCUAGAAGCAGAAGCGUUUCAGGGGGUGAAAAUAGAAUUUAUAGUUCGAAUUGCGGAAUUGUGUGUCAAGGCCAAUGAAAAGCUUUUGAUAUUCAGUACUAACCUGGUUCCGCUGAGCUACAUAGAAGAGGUUUUUAUCAGAAAAUGGGCCUGGGUUCGAGGACAACAAAUCGUCCGACUUGAUGGUACAAUGGCAGAACACGAUCGUCAAGCUGUAAUUAGUCUAUUCAAUAAUAAGCAAGCGAAGGAGGGGGCAGAGGCCCAUGUUCUUAUGGCCUCGAUCAAAGCCUGUAAGGAGGGUAUAACUCUUGUUGGAGCUUCUCGGGUCAUCAUUAUCGACAGCCCUGACAACCCUUCAGUUGUGAGACAGGCGGUAAGUCGAGCUUUUAGAAUCGGUCAGAAGAGAAAAGUUUAUGUCUAUCGGCUAGUUACCAACAACAGGGAAGAGGAGGAACUCUUCAACAGAUCCGUGAAUAAAGAAAAGCUCUCCAAGGUUCUCCUUGACCGAGUCGGCAAAACCACGACGAAUAUUGGUGAGUUUCUCCAGGAGCUAUCUCCUUCAGAAGUGAAGGACGAGCUCUUGUCCAAGCUCGUGCAGGAUGAUGGCGGCAGGGCUAUCAAUGUAAUUUAUAGAUAUAAUGCAUCUGGUCUAUGUUGAGUGGUAGCUGAUUCAUAGUUCUUGCCGGUUCAGUGUCCAUCCUUGCCCAAGGAGAAGUUUUGCACAUACCGCGGCUCACACCGUGAAAUUUUGAUAUCGAAUAUGUACAUUAUGUAUCAUACCAUCCACUAAAUUGUUUAAGAAGGGUAGCUAGUCGGAUUUAAGGCACUGUACUCACUGAUAUGUUGCCCAUGAGUUGUACAGCCUUGUACUAUACUGUUGUAGCUCUAGUUUCCGUGCCUAGCGUAAAUAUGAAUCACUGAGAUGUCAACGUUUUUACAUGUUGAGACUUUACAUUAGAGCACUGUGGAGGGCUCCUUUUGUUUCCUGAGUCAAAUUUCAGGGAAGACUCUGCAUGACGAUCAUCACAGAUAGAUUUGUGUAGCAUCUAACGACGAAAUCUAGGACUUUUUUAGGCUGUGAGAUGCGAAGUGAUUUUUCCUCUGAAUUGUGUCAUCUCUUGAGGCAAGUAUCUCUUGCAAGAAGAUCGAAGUGUAUCAGGCUAAUAGCAACAAACCACAACAUUGUUCCCUG